Messenger RNA from Rotaria sordida, 804 nucleotides. The record is from the annotation of a GenBank genome assembly. NCBI's taxonomy places the organism in Eukaryota, Metazoa, Rotifera, Eurotatoria, Philodinida, Philodinidae.
AUGGCUACCUCAACUUCUACCGUCUCAAGAUUUUCACGUAAAGUUGCAUUACUUAUUGGAAAUCAAAAUUAUUGUCAAAUUGAAGAUAGACUUCAUCAUACAAUAAAUGACGUUAAUGACAUUAGUGCUGUAUUAAGAAAUAUGAAUUUUCAUGUCGAAAAAAAACAUGAUUUGAAUAAUUCAGAAAUGAUUUGUGCAUUUUCGAACUUUUCAGGUAAAAUUAUUGAUGGAGAUUUAAUUGUAUUCUAUUUUUCCGGCCAUGGAUGUGAAAUUAAUGGAAGAAAUUAUUUAUUACCUAUCGAUGAUGACUUAAUUGAAACUGAGGAAGAUUUGGAGAACUAUGCGAUUAAUAUUGAACAUAUUCUUCAUCACUUAUCACAAAACUAUUCAUCUUCUAUAAUCAUACUUAUAUUAGAUUCUUGUCGAUUACCUUAUCCAUAUAAGAAAAUAAAACGAAAUGCUAAAUGUAAAAGUACUAAUCUGCAUAAUAUGGAAUUACCUGAUGGUACGUAUAUUGUCUUUGCUUGUAGUCCCUAUCAAAUUGCUUCUGAUGGUUUAUUAACUGAAAGAAAUGGAUUAUUUGCUAAACAUUUAUUAAAACAUCUAACGAAACCAAAUAAAGAUAUAACACAAUUAUUUCGAACUGUAACCAAUGGUGUUUGUAUUGAAAGUAAACAAAAACAAAAACCAACACGGAUAGAUGGUCUCAAGGGUUUAGAACCUGUUUAUUUGAAUGAAAAAUCUAUUAAUGUAGAUAAUGGCAAGAAGAAAACGAAAUCCAGAGAAAGAUCACUUCUACAAUAA